Penicillium odoratum is the source of this 1002-nucleotide messenger RNA. RefSeq lists its product as uncharacterized. Gene Ontology annotation, cellular component: intracellular anatomical structure. Gene Ontology annotation, molecular function: NADP binding; NADPH dehydrogenase activity; FMN binding. Bases 1 to 1002 code for a protein of 333 amino acids. Lineage: Eukaryota; Fungi; Ascomycota; Eurotiomycetes; Eurotiales; Aspergillaceae. The transcript has 3 exons. The record is from RefSeq and is a predicted model, not a curated record.
AUGGAACAGCAAAUAAUCGACAACGUCCGGGUCAAAGACAUCUCAUACUACACAACAGCCCAGACACCUCCAGCUGGCAUGCAACUGGAAGGAUCAGUCAAGCUGUUCACUCCCAUUACCAUCCGCGGAGGACCCUUGCAAACCUACUCUGCGAAAGAUGGCUAUGCCACUGAUUGCCAUAUUGCACACCUAGGCGGAAUCAUCCAGCGCGGCCCGGGGCUCGCAAUCAUGGAAUCCACAGCCGUACAGAAACCGUUGAAACGUAUCACCGAGUUCGCUCAUAGCCAAAGCCAAAAGGUUACUAUUCAACUAGCCCACGCCGGUCGAAAGGCUAGUGCUGUUGCUCCGUGGUUGAGCGCCAAUGCUAUGAUCGUUGAAGAAGCUGGUGGGUGGCCAGAUCAGAUUGUUGCCCUGUCGGCCAUUCCCCUUGAAGAAGGAAUCAGUAUCGUUCCCCGGGAACUCAGCUUGAAGGAAAUUUCUGCGCUGAAAAGGGACUUCGUGGAGGCUGCUAAAAGGGCCGUAAAAGCCAAUUUUGAUGCAGUUGAGAUUCAUGCCGCCCACGGAUAUCUAUUAAAGCAGUUUCUGAGCCCUGUCAGCAACAAAAGAACAGAUCAGUGUGGAGGGAGCUUUGACGACAGGGUCAGACUACUUUUAGAAGUCUGUGAGACGAUACGGGCCAGCAUUCCAGAAGAGAUACCUCUCUUGAUUCGGAUAAGUGCGACGGAUUGGCUUGAGUUUGAAGACGACUUGAAGAAAGAGUUUUCCAAGAGCUGGACAGUUUCCCAGUCGGUUCAGCUCGCUUCGCUUUUGGCUGACAGAGGUGUUGACCUGGUUGGUAUCAGCUCGGGUGGUGUGCACGCCAAAUCUGCCAUUGCAAUCAAACCAGGCCCUACCUAUCAGGUACAUCUGGCCCAAGAGAUCAAAAAAGCCGUGAGCGAUGGACUACUGGUAACAGCAUUCGGGGGUAUCAAAACAGGGCCUCUGGCCGAGGACGUGGUGUAA